Rhodamnia argentea is the source of this 1635-nucleotide messenger RNA. RefSeq names its product patatin-like protein 2. The record is from RefSeq and is a predicted model, not a curated record. Gene Ontology annotation, molecular function: monoacylglycerol lipase activity; glycerophospholipase activity. Bases 151 to 1434 code for a protein of 427 amino acids. The transcript has 7 exons. Lineage: Eukaryota; Viridiplantae; Streptophyta; Magnoliopsida; Myrtales; Myrtaceae. Gene Ontology annotation, biological process: lipid metabolic process.
CACAUUUGAAGUUCUCUCUCUCUCUCUCUCUUUCUCUCUCUCUCUCUCUCUCUCUCAGAGACACAGAACACUUUUCUGUCUUGUUCGAAUUAUUCAGUCCGUUACUUCCAUUUCUUAGCAAAACAAAGAAAAAUACACUCCGCCAUACCUAUGGAAAGGUCGAAGAGUUUGCCGCUCCAGCCUCCAACUUAUGGAAACCUCAUUACCAUUCUUAGUAUCGACGGUGGAGGGAUACGUGGGCUUAUUCCCGGAACAAUUCUUGCCUUCUUAGAGUCUGAGCUUCAGAAACUAGAUGGUGAAGGCGCACGACUCGCAGAUUAUUUUGAUGUUAUGGCCGGAACAAGCACAGGUGGUCUCGUCACUGCCAUGUUAACUAGCCCCGAUGAAAACAACCGUCCCUUAUUUGCUGCCAAAGAUAUAAAGGAUUUCUAUCUUAAUAAUUGCCCUAAAAUCUUUCCUCAAGACAGUUGCCCAUUUGCUCCUGCUACGAACAUGAUUAAGGCGGUGACUGGACCGAAAUAUGAUGGAAAAUACCUUCAUAAGCUCGUCAAAGAGAAACUCGGAAACACAAGAUUGCACCAAACAUUGACGAAUGUGGUGAUCCCGACGUUCGACAUCAAGCGUCUUCAGCCAACCAUCUUUUCUAGCUACGAGGUGAAGAAAAAGCCAAGCAUAGAUGCCUUGCUCUCGGACAUAUGCAUCUCAACCUCUGCAGCCCCAACUUAUCUCCCAGCUCAUUAUUUUGAAACCCAGGAUUCUACAGAAAAAGUGAGAGAAUUCCACCUCAUAGAUGGCGGCGUGGCCGCAAACAAUCCGACGUUGGUCGCAAUUGGAGAAGUGACAAAGGAGAUCAUGGGAGGAAGCUCGGAUUUCUUCCCUAUAAAGCCAAUGGACUAUAGAAGGUUUCUUGUGAUAUCACUUGGGACCGGUUCCGCAAAAGUUGAGGGGAGGUAUGAUGCAAGCGAAGCGGCCAAAUGGGGAGUGUUGGGCUGGUUAAGCAGCAAUGGUGGAAGCCCGUUGAUGGAUGUGUUCAUGCAAGCGAGCGCAGAUAUGGUCGACUUCCACCUCUCUGCAGUCUUCCAAGCCUUACAUCUUGAGGCCAACUAUCUCAGGAUUCAGGAUGAUAUGCUAAGCGGCGCAGUAGCUUCAGUCGAUAUUGCGACGAAGAAAAAUUUGAACGACCUAGUCAGAACCGGUGAAGCGUUGUUGAAGAAGCCAGUUUCAAGGGUGAAUUUGGAGACCGGAGGAUACGAAGCCUGUAAUCCAGAGACUAAUGAAGAGGCACUUAAAAGGUUUGCGAAACUACUCUCUAAUGAGAGACAUCUUCGUCUUGCGAGGUCGCCUCAUGGACAUAAUUCCACAAAUUGGAAAAAAACCCUAGACAUGGAAUGCCACAAUUUGUACAAACAACAAACUGCAGUUCUUGAAGAUUGAUUCUUAGGGGACAAGUCAUCCAUUCUUUGAUUAUUUUCAUUCUUUCCACUCUUCCAGAAUAAAUUCCAAGCUCCAAAUUGCUGCGUUGGAUGUAAUCUUAUAAUCUAAUUCUUCCUGAUUAUUGUUUUGUAUGUUUUAUUUAUUGCUAGUUUGGGCUUGUAAAACAUGAUGGAAUUGUGAAUAAAAAUCUCAUUUACCUUA